Molecule: messenger RNA, 3083 nt
Organism: Strongylocentrotus purpuratus (purple sea urchin)
Lineage: Eukaryota; Metazoa; Echinodermata; Echinoidea; Camarodonta; Strongylocentrotidae
Product: oocyte zinc finger protein XlCOF6
Exons: 2
Coding region: 160-1932 (590 amino acids)
Source: RefSeq, a predicted model, not a curated record
CAUAGAUCUACAAACAUCAACAAAUUGUGCAGUCCCUACCCCUUCACUUUUGUGUUGGGUGAUCAAGCGUCAUUGCUCAAACAAGCCACACAUGCAAAUGCCAGCUGCAAGGCAAGGUAGGUCGUGGUGAUUUCCACGACCAUGCCCAUGCCAUGAAUAAUGUGUUUCAGAAUGGAGAGUGCAGAGGAUGACAGUAGUCAGGUAGAAGAUGCAGUCAUGCAACCAGAGCAUGUAUCCCAGUCGGCACAGGACACCGUAGAGGAAUCUGAAACUAGCAACAAGGAGGCUACCCAACCUAUUGCUUCUGCAACAACAGGGGCUGAUGCUGACAGCAAAGAAUCUACGGCUGGUGAUGGCGCUGCUACAUCUAGCACUGAAUUAGAUGAAGUUACAUCCAGUAAAGCAAUGGAUGAAGAGACAGAUGCUGGUGAAACCAGAAAUACCUUAGACGGUGAAAUGGAGACACAGGCAUCUGGAAUAGAUGAAACGGUCAGUGAUCUCUUUGAUGAAGAAACAGAAUCUGUGCUGAAAACCAUCCAGAUCUUUGAAUUCUGUGGAGAGGACUUGGUUCAAAAGGAUCACAUUGAAUUCCAUGGGCUCGGAGGUGGAGGUUCUGAUGAGGACGAAGAUCUAGGAUCUGGCAUAGAAAGUGAUGCGACAGAUGACUUUGAUGAGGACAAUCCUUUUCGCUGCAGUUUCUGCAAGAAAUCCUUUGGUUAUAAGAGUAACCUAGUGCGCCAUGAAAAGACUCAUUCAGGGGAUAAAUCGUUUAUCUGCAUGCAUUGUGGUAAGGCCUUUACCUUGCAGUCCUAUCUGCAGCAGCAUGAGCGUGUCCACCGCAGUAAUAAGGACAAACCUUUUAUUUGUUAUCAGUGUGGCAAAUGCUACAGCGAUCGUUGGAUGCUGAGAAAGCAUGAGCAGACGCAUGAAGAUAAUCCAGAUGAUGGACCUGGUGCAUAUAAAUGCCAGUAUUGUGAUCGGACUUUUGAUCGCAUUCGAAAUGUAAGGCGACACGAGAGGUCCCAUAAUGAAGGAGAACAAGAUACCAAUGCAUAUGAGUGCCCGGUGUGCCACAAGUUUUUUUCAACAAUGAGUAACUUUAAGCGUCAUCAGACCACCCAUACAGAGGAGAAACCCUACACCUGCAUGCACUGUAACAAAUCAUUUGCCUUACUUCACUAUUUGAAGCAGCACUUCAAGACUCAUGUUGAUGAAAAAGAUAAGCCUAGGCACAUGUGCUCAUAUUGUGGAAAGGUCUUCAGUGAGAAUUGGUACCUGCGCAAACAUGAGUUGACACAUACUGAUGACCCAGAGUUCAAGUGCAAGUCCUGCAACAAGGUGUUCUCUUGCAUCAGCAACUUCAAACGUCAUGCUCGAGUUCAUUCUGGGGAAAAACCAUUCGUUUGUCAGUACUGUGGACGUGCCUUCUCUGAGAGUGGGACACUCCGUCGUCAUGAGCGUACCCACACUGGUAAUAAGCCAUUCGUCUGUACUUACUGUGGACGUACUUUCACAGUUAGUCAUGCCAUGAAACGCCACGAGCGCACACACUUCGAUGACAAGCCCUUUCGAUGUAAUAUUUGUGACCGUACAUACACUGACAACAGUGCCCUUCUUCGUCACGAGCGCACACAUGCGGAUGACAAGAGGGAGACUCUUAUUGCCACUACAACGCUUGAAGAUGCCGGUGACUUGAUGCCGGUCACUCAAGUGGUUCGGAUCGUCCAGAUGUCCAGUAGUCAGGAUGUCCAGGAGAUGGCUGCAGCAGCGGCUCAAGAGAGUCAUGGUCAAGUCGUCUCUCAAUCCUCUGAAGGUGCAGAGUAUCAGGUUAUUGAGCAGGUCUACCAAGCAUCCAGCAGUGGUAUUGCACCCAUCUCAGUACAAACUGUUUAUGAUUCAGCAGGACUAACAAACUACUUGACUUCCCAGUGAUCUGUUAGUAUCACAUACUGUAUAUGUGCAUGUAGUUCCAUGAACAACUCUAUCUAUUUUUGUACAAAAAUGUUUUAUUCUGAAGUUGUAAAGCGUUGUUGUAGACAGGACACAUCAUACAUUAGUGGGUUAAAGUUAAACUUUACAUUUAUUGCUGUAUAUAUUUCUAUGAAUUGUUUAUUUAUAUUCAUCUGCACUGUCGGCCAGUACCUACACAAUGUACAUGUAUGUGUUAUAAUAGAAAGAGAUUACGGUACAUCUUUCUCAAUGGAUUCCUGAUUUGGGGCUUGUAUAUACGGUAAUAUAGUAGUGAGAAGAAAAAAAUGCCAAAGUCCAAAGAUUGAAAAGAAUGUUAUUGAUUAACACAUACAUGUAUGUUACCCAUAAUGUUAUAAAUGAAUAUCUUAAAAAUAGUUCAGAAAUCAAAAUGUACUGUAUGUUUGUAAGAGACUAGAAAUUUUUAUGUCACACAUAUUCAAAUAGAUGAUAGUUUUCCCAUAUUAAUUCAGUGACAAUUUUUUUCCAUUCAAGAUGCCCAUCUAGUAUUCUUUAUUUCAAACAUUCAUACUAACGUCGCUUCUGAUAUUUGAAUGCCUGUUCAGAAAAAUGCGUUUAUUUGGUUAACUCUGCAUAUUAACUUGAAGUCACACGAGUUCAGUUCCUCUUAGUGGAAUGUUUUUUUGUAGUAAUAACUGGUUUGACUUACAAAUGUAGAGUUAAAUGUAUGACUUGUUUGAUAAGGAAAGAAGAAUGCUAGAAACAUAAGUUGGUGCAGUUUUAUUUUUUCUUCUUAAAUUUUCACCUUUUAGAAAACUAGGGAUUAAGUCUGCAAAUUCACCACUGACAUUGUUAGUGUUUUCUUCCAUAUAUGCAUGUACACAUGAAGCCUCUGACAAAAAAGUAAUUUAAAGUGAAUGUACAGUACAGUGUAGUGAAUAAUAGUGAUUAUAAAAAAAAGUUUUGCCCAAACUUUUCCUUAGAGCUUCAAUUUUGUGUAGCAUUAGUCUGCUUUCUUAAGCUACACGUCAUGCUACCGCAAUAGUAACCGCAUACAUAAAAAAGGGCAAAAUACUUUUCGCCAUUGAUAUUUUGAUGAUGUAAUUACUUGCUUAUAAAUUAAACAAUGUAUUUGGUCUGAAUUUGAAUUGAAA